AUGGCACACCCAUCGUUACCUUCAUUACCACCUCAGCGGGUGCCCAACAACACCUCAGCAACACCGACCAUCCCGUCGAGAGAAUGCAGCCCCAUGGCUCUAGCUCAGGCUGUUAAUCCUUUGCCAAACGACAGCCCUUCGUCGGAUCUCGACGGCAUUGCCGAAUCUAUACCCGCAGUUGACGAGUCCCUCCAAACACGAAUCGAACGUCUUGGCCGCGAGCGCCCUCCGAUCUUUACAACCCGCUGGAGCGAGAUUAUCUUCGUCUUCGGCAUCUCCAUGUCCCAAUUCUUGACAGAAUACUUCGUCUCAGGCUUCACCGUCAUCCUCCCAACACUGAUCAGAGAGCUCGACAUCCCGCAAGCAGCCAGUGUGUGGCCAGCGACCGCCUUCUCCCUCGUCAUUGCCAGCACCUUGCUCGUCUUUGGCCGUCUGGGCGAUAUGUGGGGAGGAUAUCCCGUCUUCAUGUGGGGUCUUGCCUGGCUUCUUACCUGGAGUAUAAUAGCCGGGUUCAGCAUCAAUCCGCUGAUGCUCGACUUCUGUCGGGCUCUGCAAGGACUGGGAGCUGCGGCAUUCUUACCUACUGGAGUCAUGCUCAUGGGGUCGUUGUAUCGUCCUGGGCCACGAAAGAACCUUGUCUUUGCAGUAUACGGCACUUCAGCGGUAUUUGGAUUUUUCGGUGGCAUUCUCAUGGCAGGGAUCGUAGGUCAAUUCACGCGCUGGGGUUUUUACUUCUGGAUCGGCGCCAUCCUGACGGCAAUUACGCUGUUAACUUCAGUCUUGUCCAUUCCGCAUCCUCAUUCAAAGGACCAACCCCCAAGCAAAGCCAAAAUGGACUACCCCGGCGCCAUUACGAUCGUCUGUGGCCUCACCCUGGUCGUGUUUUCUAUCUUGCAAUCAGCACACGCCCCUGCAGGUUGGCGAACGCCAUAUAUUCCAGUCUGUCUCGUACUUGGUGUCUCGUCGCUCCUUGCUGCAGGCUACAUCGAAACGCGCGUCUCUACUCAGCCUCUCUUGCCAGCUUCGAUCUUCACGACUCCUUGCAUGAGCCCUCUCCUUUUGGCCCUCUUCCUGCUUUACGGCACCUGGGGCAUCUUUUCUGUGUAUGGCACACUCUAUUUUCAGAACAUCAUGUCUGCCAGUCCGUUGCAGGUGGUAGCGUGGUAUGUGCCUCUCGGUCUUGCAGGCCUCAUUCUCAGCGUCAUCGAAGGCUUCAUCUUGCACCUGGUUCCAGGACGUGUGCUGUUGAUCAUUUCCGGCCUGGGCGCAGUAGGGUCACAGCUUCUCAUAGCUCUGAUUCCGCUUGGAGGAAGUUAUUGGGCAUGGGUCUUCCCUGCAGUCAUCUUCAGCACCGUGGGAAUCGAUCUGUCCACGAUCUUGAUGACAGUUUUUGUGACCACGACGUUUCCUACAGCGCAGCAGGGGCUGGCUGGGAGUGUUAUUAAUUCUGUGCUGCAGCUAGGUGUAGCUUUCGUCCUUGCUUUGACCGACAUCAUCCAAUCAGCAACGGUAGACGAGGCAGGAUUAGGGAAGAGCUAUAAGAACACGUUUUGGUUUGGAGUGGGUGCUGCAGCCGCGAGUUUGUUGAUUCUGGCAAUCUGGGGGAAGGUACCUAAGGCCAGUAGUGAUUUGACCGCGGAUGAGAAGGCUGAACUCCUGGAAGAGGCAAUGACCGAGCAACGAAGGUAA
Molecule: messenger RNA, 1689 nt
Organism: Fusarium keratoplasticum
Lineage: Eukaryota; Fungi; Ascomycota; Sordariomycetes; Hypocreales; Nectriaceae
Product: MFS domain-containing protein
Exons: 1
Coding region: 1-1689 (562 amino acids)
Biological process (GO): transmembrane transport
Cellular component (GO): membrane
Molecular function (GO): transmembrane transporter activity
Source: RefSeq, a predicted model, not a curated record